GCACUGCAAAAUAAAGGUUGGACAAUUUUUGCUUUCAUAGGCUACCGAUGUAUAUCCUCUUUGUGGCGUUAAUUCUCUUCUUGGUUCUCUCAUGGAGUUACAAAUCUCACAAAAACGUCCCCCCAGGCCCAUGGGGACUGCCUCUGAUCGGCCACCUUCAUUUAUUGGCAGGAACACUCCCACAUAAGGGAUUACAAUAUAUCUCCAAAAAGUAUGGCCCCGUUGUAUUCUUGAGGCUGGGAAUGAUGCCCACCGUGGUUAUCUCUAGCCAGGAGCUUGUCAAGGAAGUCUUUACAACACACGACGUGAAUUUUGGUUCCAGGCCAUACAUGGUUUUAGGCGAGCAUUUCAGCUACAACUAUUCGGGACUUGGGACUUGUCCAUAUGGGAAGCACUGGAGAGACUCUCGCAAGCUGUGUACUAUAGAGCUUUUCACAGCCAAGUGCAUAGAUUCCUUCGCGUGGAUGAGAAAGGAGGAGCUCUCUCAUGCCUUGCGAGUGAUUCUCGGCGGCAGCAAGCCAGUGAAGAUGAGGGCGUUACUAUCCAAUUUUGCUUUCAACAAUAUGUCCAGGAUUUUGAUGAGCAAGAGGUAUUUUGGUGACGACGAAGUAGACAGAGAUGCUGUAGAGUUUAAGGAGAUGCUGAGCUCUGUUGUUGACCUGGUGAUGAAUCCCUGUGUUAGCAACUUGGUGCCUUGGUACUUGAGAUGGCUAGACUGGCAGAUCCCUCGCUACAAGCGAAUCCAUGCCAAGCAAGACAACUUCUUACAAAAGAUAAUUGACGAGCACAAGGAGACAACACGGGAAUGCAAGGACUUCCUUGAUAUCAUGCUCGAGUUCUACGGAACAAAUGUCCAGGGGGAAACACACAUAAAGGCAAAUCUUUUGGAGAUGCUUGUCGCUGGAACCGAUACUUCUGCCACCACAAGCGAGUGGCUCAUGGCCUCGGUGAUGCACAAUCCUCGGGUUUUGAUCAAGCUCCAGCAGGAGCUUGACAGAGUCGUAGGCGGCAACCGGAUGGUCCAAGAAUCCGACCUCCCAAAGCUCGACUAUCUCCAGCUUGUCCUCAAGGAGACAUUUAGGUGCUAUCCUCCAGGAGUGCUACUUUUCCCACGCAUGUCUACCCAGGACGUCACAGUUGCCGGCUAUCACGUUCCAAAAGGGACCACUCUCCUGGUGAAUGCUUGGGCCGUGCACAUGGACCCGGAAGUGUGGGAGAAUCCCACACAAUUCCAGCCGGAGCGCUUCUUGGGGAGCUCCAUCGAUGUCAAAGGCCAAAACUUUGAGCUGCUCCCAUUUGGAGCCGGGCGGAGAAAGUGUCCGGGAAUGUCCCUGGGAUUGCGAACAGUGGAGCUGCUCGUGGCAAAUCUAAUUCACGGCUUUGACUGGAACUUUGUACCGGGGACGACACCGUCCAUGGAAGAGGUUUUCAAUAGUUCUUGCUACCUCAAGACUCCACUGCAAGCCAUGGCCACUCCAAGGUUACGUAUGGACAUCUACAAGAACAUGAUCAUGUAAAUGUAAAACGUGGAUAUAUUUCUAUUUUAAAAUGUUUACUUAGGAGCUUUUGAAUAUGACUACCGCAUUAAAGAUGAUGCUC
Molecule: messenger RNA, 1599 nt
Organism: Selaginella moellendorffii
Lineage: Eukaryota; Viridiplantae; Streptophyta; Lycopodiopsida; Selaginellales; Selaginellaceae
Product: flavonoid 3'-monooxygenase
Exons: 2
Coding region: 48-1517 (489 amino acids)
Molecular function (GO): monooxygenase activity; oxidoreductase activity, acting on paired donors, with incorporation or reduction of molecular oxygen; heme binding
Source: RefSeq, a predicted model, not a curated record